AAAAAAAACAAAAAUACAACAAUUAUAAAAAAAAAAAAAAAUAAUCUGGCUUAUCAAAUCCAUUCAUGUGUAUUUGUUUCAAUGUACUCUCAUACAUCAAUAACACAGAAAAAAAUCGCAUAAAAAAAUUUACACAAAGAAAUCGCCACAAGUAAACAGAAAAUCAAAACCUUCAUUAAAAACGUGAGUUAAACUCUCAGAUUUAUAAAAAUCAAUGUGUUAAUACAAGAAACUUGUUCGAAAUCUCUAUAUGAGUUUCUUGAAGAAAACAAGGCUAGCAGAUUGUCUGAAGACGUCGAACUACCAACAACGGAUAAAAAACCCUUAAACAAAAAUCGCCACAAAAAAUUUGAGAAAUAAUUAAAUGAUAAAAUAUUUAAAAAGUGUGAAAUUUCUUAAAUCACAGAUAUCUAUUCUUAAAAGAUUCUGAGUCUCUUUUAAAAACAAAGAUUUAAAUAAACAUACUGAGGUACAUAAAAGAAAAAUUAAAGAAAAUCGAGCUUCAAAAAAGUAUUCGGAAAAAAAAUCAUAAAAAGCUAAGAAAAAUUGAAAAAGGGAUUUUCAAGAAAAAAAUCCUAUUUUUAAAGAAGAAACUGGAAAACUAGAAAAACCUCGAAGGAGUAAAAUCAAUUAAUUGGGUGUAAAAUAUAUAAAAAAUUUAAAACGCCAGAAAAAUUCUAUAAAAAAAUUCCUAAACUAUUAAAUACUCAAAGUAAUUGGAAAAAGCAGUGACAUUUUAAACAUUCUAAUACAAAAAUCACAACUACAAUUUUUAUAUAUGAAAAUAUUUCUCAAAAACAAUAAUAAUUUGUGUGUUAAAAACAAAUAAAAUGCAUACCAACAAUCAAAGUUUAUGAUAUUAGAAAAAAUAAAGAAAUCAAAAUAAAAAAGAAAGAAACCAGAAACCCAAGAGCAGCUUUUUAAUCCUUAAAACAUUUCACUAAAGAUUCUAAUUUAAAUUCUGCUUAUCCCAAGAGAAUUCAAAAAACAAUUGUCAAAACGGCUGUUUUAAAAGGCAAAGCCUGGCUUGCUGCUGCAGCAUUCUCAAUUCCAAAAAAAAAAAAAAAUACAGAACUCAGUUUGUUGUCACAUUACAAACGAAAGGAGAAAUUUGAUUUUCAACCAUAAAGUUGCAAUAAAUGGAGAAAAUUGAACGUCUUUAUCAGAAGUUGUCAUCCCUCAAUGAGUAUCCGGAGAGUUCUAUGUGCCUGAAAAACAAGAUGCUGUUAAAAAUCGAAAAUACUUUAUUGCGUAGCCAUCGUCAACGUGAGACCACCGGUAUUAAGAAGCUCUACAAUUCCUUUUUUGUAUUGUUUUAAUUUCAC
Molecule: messenger RNA, 1325 nt
Organism: Stomoxys calcitrans (stable fly)
Lineage: Eukaryota; Metazoa; Arthropoda; Insecta; Diptera; Muscidae
Exons: 1
Coding region: 1140-1319 (59 amino acids)
Source: RefSeq, a predicted model, not a curated record